This is a messenger RNA of Pogona vitticeps (central bearded dragon), 5381 nucleotides long. RefSeq names its product PPARG related coactivator 1 (gene PPRC1). Gene Ontology annotation, molecular function: RNA binding; transcription factor binding. NCBI's taxonomy places the organism in Eukaryota, Metazoa, Chordata, Lepidosauria, Squamata, Agamidae. Gene Ontology annotation, biological process: positive regulation of transcription by RNA polymerase II. Gene Ontology annotation, cellular component: nucleus. The record is from RefSeq and is a predicted model, not a curated record.
GGCCGGGUUUCUAAAGCUAUUUGCUAGGAGGUGCCAAGAUGGCGGCACUGUGGGGCGGCGGCGCGGGACAUUCCGGGGCUGGGGGUACUCUCCCGCUGCGAGGUGGCUCAGAGACGGUCGUGGGCAGUGGCAUGGCUUCCACUCAGUACUUACUGGCAGAGGAUUUGCAUUUGGCAUCUUUGGAAGCAGAAUCCAUCCUUGAAGCAGGGGAGUUCCUGGAAACAAUGCAGGACUACUUAGACUCUUCUGUCAUCUCUAUCAUUGAGGAUUUCAGCAGUCUGAAUGAGGCAAAAACUUGCACAGAUGCGGAGAAUGAGCUUUCCCUGUUGACUGCAAUCACAGAGAUUCUGGACAGCACAGAUGAUGAAUCUCUAUCUCCUUUUGACACCAUUCCUGAUUCUGAAUUACUGACAUCUCCCAGGGAGCGUGAAAACUCUUCGUUUCAAAGGUUUCUUGGAGUACCUGUAACAUCACCAGAGAAAGACUUAAACACCAAGGAGGAUUUCCUGGAGCCUAAACUUUGCAGCAUCAUGACAGAGAAGGUUGAAGCCAGCACUGGUAACCUUCCUUUGGCACUGACUCCAAGAUCUCAGAGGGACAUACCUGCUUCAAAGAAAUCCAGUGGCAAAGCCCCCAGUGGGGAAUGGAGGCUCUUCAGGCACAGGGAGAGAGAGCUGUCUGUACUGCAGCGCAGUGAUGGGGAGGAAGAGGAAGAUGAAGAGGGGGAAGCCACAACAGGCCGCAGACUGGGGCUUGUGGCAGGUGUGAAGGAUAUCCCUGCAGCAUUGGCAACAAAGGAGGCUGAGAAAGACCGCGAUGAAUGUGAUGGUCCCUGUGUCAUUGCCCCAGAGAGUAUCUCCCUCAGUGAGUUGGUGAGGUCAAUGCACCCUUACUGUCAGCCCACCUUCGCUGUAUGCAUGAGUCCUGAUAGCCAACCCUUGGCAGAGGAGCUCCUUGCUGGCCCCGUCAUCCUGGAAAUAGUGCCUGAAGGUGGAGAGAGCAUGGAAAUUCCAGUAGUCCUGCACAAUGUGGAAGCAGUUGAGCUCCCACACAAAACAAAUAAUAAUUAUGUCAUUGGACGUGAAGAUAAAGAGGCAGCUCUGCUGGUUCCCCUCUUGGCAAACACGUCACCCGUAGACAACACUAAGAUUGCAGGCCCGGACACACGGCUUUCCUUGGAUGAGCAGGCUGAGGAAGUAGACAGGGCUGCAUCCCCAAGAGCAGAAGACAGUCAUCCUCAAGUAAAAGAGGAAGCUCAGAGAUCAGCUGAUGACUGGAAGCAUGGAUCUGAGCCUGGAUCAGUUGCACUCAAAAAUAUAAAUCUCAUUCCAUCAGAGAAGGGCCAGACAUGUGGCCGUAGCAAGAAGAAGAGGAAAAAAAACACUAAUGGAGCAAAGCGGCACAAAGAGGCAAAAAAUAACCUGCAGAUUUCUGCUUGUACUGAAGAACAGGCCAGGACAAAUGCAGACAGCUCAUUCCCAGAUGCUGACUUUCCAGAGGAGCAGAUGAAGAAAGCUGGAGGCCAUGGUCAGAGUGAGUUGUUUGCAGAUCAAGAAUGCCAGCCAGUGAAAGUCCGGGAUACACAGGUGGAAGAAUUGUCCACCAGUGAGAGAAAGCCCCCAAAUCCUGUUGCACCAAGCUUGGAUAAUGAAGGUGCUUUGCCAUGUAUAGAUGAACAAUCUCGUACUCAUUGCGAUAGGGGUGCAGACUCAGCAGCUACAGGCCAGGAGGAUACACGAAGAGAGCCUGGUGAAGGGAGUCCAACCAACUUGACAGCGAAAGAGAUGGCUAACCCAGAAGCUUCCCAGGUGUUCACUAGCAGCUGUAUGGAUGCUGCAGGGCAGUCUCCUAGGAGCAUCCUGUGCUCCAGCAACGAGGAAGCAAAGGAAGCACCAGCAAAAGAAACAAAGCCCAAGCCUCUUAGCCUGAGUGAAUAUAGGCAGCGCCAACAGCAACGCCGAUCUAAUGAUGGUAGUGCCAGGAGUGUGGCAGAGAACCAGAGUGCUAGCAAGUGGCCCACCCUCCCUGAGCUCCCCACACAACUGGCUGACCUUCCUUGCCUAAAAGUGCCUCCACCACCCACCAAGGUUGCUGUGCCUGAACUUGUGAAGGAGUCUGAGAAGUCUGCUAGCUCCUCCACAACCCCUGCCCCACCUGGCAAAGCAUGUGCCAAGUCCCCUUCUGUGUCAACUCCCACUUCAAUGCCUGUUCCUCCUUUGCAGCCUGGCAGUGUGACCACUGCUGCUACUACUGCACCUCUCCCAGCUGUGCCCUCACUGCCUAGUCAAGUAGGUGCCUUUCCCCCCAUGGGCAUGCAUGUGCCUCCCCCUCCACUUCCCCCAUAUCUACCACCAGUCCCUGGGGCUUUUCUGCCACCUCCUCCUGACCCUUACAUCUUGGGCUCCCAACCACCACUAGUGCCUUCCUGGUCUCCCUUUGCCUCUCUGCCAACUAACUACCAAAGCUUUCCACCUCUUGCAACAGAGGUUUGCCCCCCUGUUUUUCAUACAGUUCCCCCUGUGCCCCCUCCAACGUGGCCGCCUCCACCUCUUCCUUUGCCACCUUUUCCCCCCAGCCUGCCAUACAACUCUGCAGAGUGGACCCUUGCACCACCGCCUCCCUUUUGGAAUGGUAUCCCAAUACCUCCCCCAGUGUUGCCCAUCCCAUAUGGGGAUCAAGGCACUCUUAUUCAGACCCCUCCAGUAGGCACCUUAUCUGCUCUUCCUGAUGGGGCAGUUGCCCAGCAGAGUUUGCCUUUGACACCUGAGCCCUCUUCCUCAGGACAGCUGGGCUUGGCAACCAAAGAGAAAUCAGGCCUGCCUGCUCAGGUGUCUCAAGUGCCACUUCCUGCCACAGUCAAGAUUACCUCUAGAAGAGUGUCUGACCCCAGAAGGCAAGCACAGUCCUUGGCUGCUGAUUCCAAAGCCGAAAUGAACUCAAGCAGCUUUCAGUCGUUGGCAAAAGUGCAUCUUCCCCAAUCAGCUGUCAGACCUUCAGGGCAUGUUGAGAAGAAUGCCAUCCCACAGGAAUCCUAUUCUGUGUCUCAAUCCCAGCAACCCACAGAAUUCACUGGCACACUGAAACCCCCCAAAGAGCCCUCUUCAUUGCCUGCCCUACAGCCUACAAAAGCUGUAGGGCAGCCUCUUGCACCCUCUGGCCCUAAGGAAAAGAGCUUUACUUUAUCUGCUGCAACUCAGAGUGGCAAGAAGGCUCCACCACCUUCUCAUCUCCAAAAAGAGGAAGACUCAUCUUUAUCUGCUGCCUCUACACAAGAAAAGCUAGCAAUGCCAACUGAGGCUUGCAUCAAGGAAGCUGCUCAGACAGCUCCCAAUUGCCCAGGAUUAUCAGUGUCCCAGAAGUUGCCUGUGUCUGGCCAGAUUCUGAAGAAACCAACAAGUACAUGGAAAAAACAGCCUCUUAUCAGCAUUGCACAGCACAACCGCCAUAAAGACACCGUUCAAGCGUUUAUCAAUGAAGUUGGAAUUGAAGCCUCUGACCUGUCCAGUCUGCUAGAGCAAUUUGAAAAGAUUGAAGCCAAAAAGGAAACACCCAGCAUGGCAAAGUCCCAAGAAAAUGUGCCUACAGGGAAUGAAAACCCCAAGGCACAGCAGGAAAAGAAAAUGGUAGACUGGCUUCAAGCACCAGAGCUCACUAAUGUUGCAGGCUUGACCCCUCCAGCUACUCCACCCCACCAGCUAUGGAAACCAUUGGCAGCUGUCUCACUGUUGCAGAAGGCUGGGUCUCCAAAGAGUGUCAGACUUUUGAAAUCCCUGAGCAAGCCUCACAGAAAAGCUCUGACUCCUGUUCAUGUGGGUUCUGGCGAGCAUGAUUAUUGUCAGGUCAUUGCUGCCCAGCGAAAGGAAGGUGCCCGAUGGAAUGUCAAGCACAACUUGGAUAUCACAAUCAAGCCUAUCAAGACCAUGACAAAACAAGUGCUAGAACAGCCAGCUACAAACCAGCAUCUUACUACUACCAGAGUGGACCCUGCAGACACUCUCAAUAUUGCCUGCCAGAAUCCCAAAGAGACCCCCAGCCAUGCUGAUGCUGGUGAGGGACAGGUCAAACCACCUGAUCUUGUUGCAGCUGACAUGAGCCUUGUCAUGUCGGAGGAACCGUUGUUAGAGAGUAGCUGCAAAAGCCCAUGCAAAGAGCCAUUAGACCACCGGACUAGUACCCCAAGGUCCAUGGCUAGGGGCAGCAGUGAAUCUUGUUCCGUACUGCUGUCUCCAGCGGCAUCCCCCUGCAGGGAUGCAGAAGAACCAUCACUACAACAGCCUCAGGAAGUUCAGCAGAAGCGUCUAGCUUCCAAAAAGUCCCUGCGGUGCUAUCGAAGUAGACAAAAAUCAGUUAGUCCCGAAAAAGACGGUUGGAGAGGCCGAAGUAACCGGACCAGCCGGUCUUUCAGCUCCAGCUCAGAUGGCGACAGUGACUCCUCCUCAUCUUUCUCUUCCUCCUCACGCUCUCGUUCUCCCCCAUCAAAGCGCUGGAGAAGAUGUCGCUCACGAAGUUCCAGCUCAUCUUCCAGUGGACGUUCAUGGAGCCGAACAAGGGGCAGGUCCAGGUCGUCUUCUUGCUCCUCCUGCUUCUCAAGAUCAUCCUCCCGCUCCUCCUCUGUGCACAGAAGGAGAGGACGCAGGAAAAGAUGUGAUUCCAGCAGUUCCCGUGAGCGUUACCUGAGGCAGAAAAUCAGAUACAAAGAGCGUGCAAUAGAAGAACGUCGUGUUGUUUUCAUUGGCAAAAUCCCCAGCAGGAUGACACGUUCAGAGUUGCGACACCGUUUUUCCAUUUUUGGGGACAUUGAGGACUGCACACUGCAUUUCCGGGAGCAUGGGGAUAACUAUGGCUUUGUGACAUACCGCUAUGCUGAAGAGGCCUUUGCUGCCAUAGAGGGUGGACACACGUUGCACCGCCCAGAUGAGCAGCCUUUUGACCUGUGCUUUGGAGGACGCAGACAGUUCUGUAAAAGGAACUAUACUGACUUAGACUCUAACCGAGAUGACUUCAAGCCUGUCUCUGUGAAAAACAAGUUUGAUGACCUUGACUUUGACACCUUACUGAAGCAGGCUCAGCGGAAUCUGCAAAGGUAACGCUGGCUCCUACGGGCUCAUUUUGCCCGGUAGGCAUUUGCCUACACCAGCCUUACCUCAGAUGCGCUGCAAGGGCAGGUGUCCCCCACCUCCCCAGGCCUAGCUGCUAUGUCCAGCAUGGUUUUUGUAAUGAAAUAUGACAAAAAUCCAAUAAACAAUUUGUACCCUGUUUUUCUAAGGACUAUUUAAGACGGAGAGAAAAAAAUGUUAGUAGGAAAGAAGAGCGGAAGAAGACCAGGCACCUUCAGUUUGCUUAAUCACUAUGCAGAUAAUAAACUUUAACCAUACAACUUA